Messenger RNA from Diospyros lotus (date-plum), 1200 nucleotides. Its product is annotated as GEM-like protein 1. The transcript is spliced from 4 exons. Lineage: Eukaryota; Viridiplantae; Streptophyta; Magnoliopsida; Ericales; Ebenaceae. The coding region runs from base 143 to 925 and encodes 260 amino acids. The record is from RefSeq and is a predicted model, not a curated record.
UCUUCUGAGAUCUGACUACACCUUUCAAACCCCUAAUAAAUUUCAUAAGAAGUGAGGAUCUUUCUCGAUCGCAUAGCCGACGUUCAAACCCUAGGGUUCUUCGAUUUGUUUCCAUUUGAUACUUCGAUCCAGGAGCAGCAACAUGAAUCAGAAUCCAAUCCAACCCGAUCAAACCCAUCCGGCGUCCCACCACUCCGCCGACUACGCUCCCUACCCGAAGCUCGAACCAGAUGACGUUGCUCCGCCGCCUCCGCCGGCCUCCGAUCACCUCAAUCCGAGGGCUCCUAUCGCCGGAAGCCCAGCCACCACCAUGCCGCCGGAGUCGAAUCCUUACGUGGCUGCCUCUCCCGCGCCGGCAUCUUCCGUGAAGGCUAAGAUGGAUUCAGUGAAGGACGCGCUUGGUAAAUUGGGGAAGAAGGCGGCGGAGGCAACGAAGAAGGCUGAGGAUCUUGCCGGGGGCAUGUGGCAGCACUUGAAAACUGGUCCCAGUUUUACCGAUGCUGCUUUUGGAAGAAUUGCCCAGGGAACAAAAGUUCUUGCAGAAGGUGGUUAUGAGAAGGUCUUUCUGCAAACAUUUGAGACUCUUCCUGAGGAGAAACUCUUGAAGCCAUAUGCAUGCUACCUAUCUACUUCUGCUGGUCCAGUCAUGGGAAUUUUAUAUAUCUCUACUGCAAAGCUAGGAUUUUGUAGUGACAAUCCUCUUUCCUACAAAGUAGGUGACCAGACUCAAUGGAGCUACUAUAAGGUGGUUAUCCCAUUACAUCAGCUGAAAGCAGUCAAUCCAUCAACAAGCAAAGUUAACCCAGCCGAGAAGUACAUUCAGAUCAUCUCCAUAGACAAUCAUGAGUUUUGGUUCAUGGGCUUUGUGAACUAUGAAAACGCUGUUAAAUAUCUGAAAGGCACAUUGGAACAACACAGCUUGUGAUCUUCACAGGUCAGAAUUUCCACCAUGCCACAAAAUGCGUGCAAUGUUGCUAUCAAGUUGAUGUAGAUUAAAAUCUGUGCUGUUUAAAUGAAAUAGAUGUCUGUAAUAAUGCUGGACUUGUAUGAGUAUUGUUUGUCUGAUUGGUAUUCUUUUUUGCCCGUCAACAGAAUUAUCUAUUUGUGAAUUUUCCUGUCCAAUACAUCCAGAAGGCAUGAUGUGAUUCGUUAUGUUGCUAGUUGAUGAUGAGUUAAUAUCAUAUUUGUUUUCAGAUGAAA